Messenger RNA from Syzygium oleosum, 2464 nucleotides. RefSeq names its product dynamin-related protein 4C-like. Bases 259 to 2244 code for a protein of 661 amino acids. Gene Ontology annotation, cellular component: membrane; cytoplasm; microtubule. The transcript has 2 exons. Lineage: Eukaryota; Viridiplantae; Streptophyta; Magnoliopsida; Myrtales; Myrtaceae. Gene Ontology annotation, molecular function: GTPase activity; microtubule binding; GTP binding. The record is from RefSeq and is a predicted model, not a curated record.
ACAAUGAUAUGACUUUUGUACGACAAAAUUUUGUCCAUUGAUACAUCGCUUCCACUUUAAGGUCCUAACUUUUGUCCAUCCACAACGCCAACCCCCUCUAUGAAGUCAUCUCAUUGUCCAGCGCACAAUAGAAGUCUAGUCUCUGUAUAAUGAACCCAUAACUUCACUACUCUAUAGAACGAAAUCAUCACUUCACAUCUUCUAUUUCACCGAUCAAACUCAUCCAAAGCAAAAGGAAAUUUCGAGAGGCUGCAAACAAUGGGUGGCAACCGGGCUCUUGUCCGCAGUGAACCCGAACCCGAACCCUUGUCGGUUGCCCAUGUGCCGCCACUUGCCGCCUCCCACAACGACCGGAUCCGCCCGCUCCUCAAUGCAAUCAACAGGCUGCGAAACCUCAUGGUCAUGAAGGAGGGCAUACAGCUCCCCACCAUCGUCGUCGUCGGCGACCAGUCCUCCGGCAAGUCAAGUGUCCUCGAGUCCCUCGCCGGCAUCAACCUGCCGCGGGGCCAGGGCAUUUGCACGCGCGUCCCACUCAUCAUACAACUCCAAGACAACCUUCAAGCCGAUCGCCCCGAGCUCUACCUCGAGUUCAACGGAAAAAUCGUCCCCACCGACGAGGACAACAUCUCCAAGGCCAUUAAUGAUGCCACUGACGAGAUCGCGGGUCAUGGGAAGGGUGUCUCAAACGCACCGCUGACUCUGGUCAUCAAGAAACACGGCGUCCCGAACUUGACCAUGGUCGACUUGCCUGGAAUCACGAGGGUGCCCGUGCACGGUCAGCCCGAGAACAUCUACGAGCAGAUCUCGGAGAUGAUCAUGGAUUACAUAAGGCCUGAGGAGAGCAUCAUCCUCAAUGUCUUGUCCGCGACCGUUGACUUUUCCACUUGCGAGUCCAUAAGGAUGUCGCAAAUGGUGGACAUGACCGGCAAGAGAACUCUGGCCGUCAUCACAAAGGCUGAUAAAGCUCCGGAGGGCUUGCUCGAGAAGGUGGCGGCCGAUGAUGUCAAUAUAGGGCUCGGUUAUGUGUGUGUGAGGAACAGGAUUGGUGACGAGACCUAUGAAGAAGCGAGGCUGGAAGAGGCGAAGCUGUUCGACACGCACCCUCUGCUGUGCAAGAUUGACAAGUCCAUCGUUGGUGUGCCUGUCUUGGCACAAAAGCUGACGCAGAUUCAAGCCACCAUCAUGGCCAAGUAUUUGCCCGAGAUCGUCAUGAAGAUCGAUGACAAGCUGGACGCAAACGACGCCGAGCUUAAGAGGAUGCCCAAGAAUCUGGCCUCAGUCGAGGAUGCUUUGAUGGCCUUCAUGGAGAUCAUGGGGUCGGCGAAGGAGUCGCUGAGGAAAGUCUUGCUGAGAGGCGAGUUAGACGAGUACCAGGACGAGAAGGACAUGCAUUGCACUGCCAGGCUGGUGGAGAUGCUGAACCAAUACUACGGUGAGCUUAAAAACAGCACCGAGAACAACCUGAGGAGUAACUUCUUGUUGGAGGAAAUGGAGGUCUUGGAAGAGGUCAAAGGGAUCGGCCUCACGGACGUCCUCCCUCACACCGCCUUUCUCACCCUUUUGCAGCGCAAGGUGAAGGAGAUAUCGAGCAAGCUGCCGAGUCUUGUGGAUCGCGUAUGGGACUGCAUUGAGGGAGUUGUGAUUCGGGCGUUGAUGCGACACUCGGAGAAUUAUCCUCAGCUGCAGUCUUCGACGAGAAGAGCAGCGUCCAAUCUGAUCAACAAGAUGAAGGGGAAGACAAUGAACAGGAUGAUGAAGAUUGUUGAAAUGGAGAAGCUCACUGACUACACUUGCAACCCUGAGUACCUGUUGGAGCGGAACAAGUUGAUGACCCUGCAGGACAGGUUCGUGACACACUAUAAAAUCUCUAGCACCAUGAAACUCCAGGGGAUCGGGGACGUCGACGUGGCCCAUCUGCAUAAUCGCAACCAGCAGCUGAUUCAGCAGGCGUUCUAUCUGAAGGUGAGGAUGACCCAGUACUGGAAGAUUGUGCUGAGCAGGUUUGUCGACUCGGUGGCACUGCAUCUGCGGUUCAGCGUUCAGAACUUGGUGAACAACGAGAUGGAGAAGGAGAUUAGGCGCGAGCUGAGCGGGCCCGGCAUCAAGAGGAUGAUGGAGGAAACGCCGGAGGUGGCGGAGAAGCGCGAGAAGCUGAACAGGAGCAUAAAGCUGUUGAGGGAGUCUGCGGAGGUGUUGGCCAAGUUCAUGGACCGGAUUUCUACCGAUGGUGACUACAAUCACUAAUUAGUGGUGUUGUUCAGUUUUUUCUUUUUUCUUUUUGGCUUGCGAGGGAUUAUGUGAUGAAAAGACAUUCAUCAGCGUGUUCUUGUUUGGUUAGGUGGUUCUGUGUGGGACUCUACUGGACUUCAAAUAGCUUCCUAUGAUUAGUUCUUGAUGAUGUACUAGUUAAAAUUGGUUUUUGAAAUCUUAGAGGCCGUUUGGUUAAGUUUAUAUAUAAACAGUA